This is a messenger RNA of Funneliformis mosseae, 276 nucleotides long. The record is from the annotation of a GenBank genome assembly. Lineage: Eukaryota; Fungi; Glomeromycota; Glomeromycetes; Glomerales; Glomeraceae.
AUGUCCGAGUUACUAGAAACGCUUGCAGUUCUCGAUGGAGUAGAAACUGUUGUAGAAGUUGUUGGAAUUGAUGAUGUGGUUGACGUAGAAGUAAAUGAUGAUGUUGUCGAAGUGGAUAUGGUCGAUGUAGUACGGGUUAAUACAAUCGAUUGUUGUGGCGAAAGAGGAGGUGUAGAAGGUAUGGGAGUUGUGAGAGAUGUGGAGGUAGGUGACGUGGGUGACGUGGCGGUAGGUGAAGUAGGUGAGGUGGGAGAUGUGGAGGUAGGUGAGGAGUGA